AGACUCCAGAAUUUGUUUGCCCUCUAGGGUAGAAUCCGCCAAGCUUUGAGAGAAGGCUGUGACUGCUGUGCUCUGGGCGCCAGCUCGCUCCAGGGAGUGAUGGGAAUCCUAUCAUUCUUACCUGUCCUUGCCACUGAGAGUGACUGGGCUGACUGCAAGUCCCCCCAGCCUUGGGGCCAUAUGCUUCUGUGGACAGCUGUGCUAUUCCUGGCUCCUGUUGCUGGGACACCUGCAGCUCCCCCAAAGGCUGUGCUGAAACUCGAACCCCAGUGGAUCAACGUGCUCCAGGAGGACUCUGUGACUCUGACAUGCCGGGGGGCUCACAGCCCUGAGAGCGACUCCACUCGGUGGUUCCACAAUGGGAAUCUCAUCCUCACCCACACGCAGCCCAGCUACAGGUUCAAGGCCAACAACAAUGACAGUGGGGAGUACACGUGCCAGACUGGCCAGACCAGCCUCAGCGACCCUGUGCAUCUGACUGUGCUUUCUGAGUGGCUGGUGCUCCAGACCCCUCACCUGGAGUUCCAAGAGGGAGAAACCAUCGUGCUGAGGUGCCACAGCUGGAAGGACAAGCCUCUGGUCAAGGUCACAUUCUUCCAGAAUGGAAAAUCCAAGAAAUUUUCCCGUUCGGAUCCCAACUUCUCCAUCCCACAAGCAAACCACAGUCACAGUGGUGAUUACCACUGCACAGGAAACAUAGGCUACACGCUGUACUCAUCCAAGCCUGUGACCAUCACUGUCCAAGCGCCCAGCUCUUCACCGAUGGGGAUCAUUGUGGCUGUGGUCACUGGGAUUGCUGUAGCGGCCAUUGUUGCUGCUGUAGUGGCCAUGAUCUACUGCAGGAAAAAGCGGAUUUCAGCUCUCCCAGGAAACCCUGAGUGCAGGGAAAUGGGAGAGACCCUCCCUGAGAAACCAGCCAAUCCCACUAAUCCUGACGAGGCUGACAAAGUUGGGGCUGAGAACACAAUCACCUAUUCACUUCUCAUGCACCCGGAUGCUCUGGAAGAGCCUGAUGACCAGAACCGUAUUUAGUCUCCAUUGUCUUGCAUUGGGAUUUGAGAAGAAAAUCAGAGAGGGAAGAUCUGGUAUUUCCUGGCCUAAAUUCCCCUUGGGGAGGACAGGGAGAUGCUGCAGUUCCAAAAGAGAAGGUUUCUUCCAGAGUCAUCUACCUGAGUCCUGAAGCUCCCUGUCCUGAAAGCCACAGACAAUAUGG
Pongo pygmaeus (Bornean orangutan) is the source of this 1213-nucleotide messenger RNA. It is a transcript of the gene FCGR2B, whose product is annotated as Fc gamma receptor IIb. The record is from RefSeq and is a predicted model, not a curated record. Gene Ontology annotation, biological process: positive regulation of tumor necrosis factor production; cell surface receptor signaling pathway; positive regulation of phagocytosis. The transcript has 8 exons. NCBI's taxonomy places the organism in Eukaryota, Metazoa, Chordata, Mammalia, Primates, Hominidae. The coding region runs from base 100 to 1032 and encodes 310 amino acids. Gene Ontology annotation, cellular component: external side of plasma membrane. Gene Ontology annotation, molecular function: IgG receptor activity; IgG binding.